Messenger RNA from Silurus meridionalis, 1842 nucleotides. RefSeq names its product insulin-like growth factor binding protein 2a (gene igfbp2a). Gene Ontology annotation, biological process: regulation of insulin-like growth factor receptor signaling pathway. The transcript is spliced from 5 exons. Gene Ontology annotation, cellular component: extracellular region. Gene Ontology annotation, molecular function: insulin-like growth factor II binding; insulin-like growth factor I binding. The record is from RefSeq and is a predicted model, not a curated record. Bases 837 to 1814 code for a protein of 325 amino acids. NCBI's taxonomy places the organism in Eukaryota, Metazoa, Chordata, Actinopteri, Siluriformes, Siluridae.
UAUUAAAAUGAAGUAAAUCCAACACCAAAUUUUUCAGUGUAGGAUAGCAUUUUUUUUUUUAUUAUUCUUUCAUUGAUUAUGAAAUAUUACUACUUGUAUAUAAAAGACUAAAUGCUCUCACACCACAGUAACUCAGCAAACAUUUUGUCUAUCAUGAUCUGCACAUCUUUAAUCCUGGAGUUAUGGUUAUAGAGUGUUUGGUUAACCGAUGCUGUUGGCCCCCUACUUUCACAUGUUCAUUCAAGUUUGAGCUGUUACUUGCUACAAAUAGUUUCUCAUUUAAGUGUCAUUCAGUAAACAGUUAACCUUUAAUGAACAGGCAUUUAGUGUCACGCAGAUGAGAAUGGGCUCCUUUUUUUUUGUCUGGUUCCUUUAAAAUUUACUUCAAUACUACUAAAAUUUACAUCACUAUUUAUAACCAACAUUUUUUAUUUAGGGUUGGCUAUUUUUAAUUAAUCGUUGACUCUGUCUUUAUUAUUUAAAUUGGCCAUUAUUUGAACAGGUAACAAUUUCAUUUAAAGUUUACUUUGUUAUGUACUUUGCCCUUCUGAGCCACCGUAGUUAAGGACUAUUCACUCAGUCUGAGGUUAACCAAUACCUCAACUUGCUAAUCAUCAAAAAGAAAAUCUGUUUUCCUAGCCCAGAGAUUGGUGAUUGUAAAUCACAGGCUGAAUUCAUAACAUGCAAACGUGCACAGACUUGCGGAAUAAUUUGUCCGUGCGCGUGUCCGCUAUGCUUCUGCUUCAGUGACCGUGAGGAAACUAAGCUGUUUGCACCUAUUUCUAUAUUGACCCAAAUGCGUUCCUCACGAUUUUGUGCUAUGAUGUCAGCACUACAUGAGCACCGAUUGGAUUGGAGCGCCUAAGAUGUUAGACUUCACCUGUCUACGAGUGCGCUUCUGUUGCCACUUUCUUCUCUUAAGCCGACGGCAGAGAGGCGCAAAAUACGCAAUUACAAUGCCCUACAUACUGCUGGAAUUGCUGAUGGUGGUGGCGUUUGCAGGCACAGUGCAUGCAGGUUUGGUGUUCCGCUGUCCAAGCUGCAGCGCCGAGCAACAGGCGGAAUGCCCCGCUCUCACUGCCGUGAGCUGUGCCGAGAUCGUGCGUGAGCCAGGAUGCGGCUGUUGUCCGGUGUGUGCACGCCGAGCCGGAGAUCCGUGUGGUGUGUACACACCGCGGUGCGCCAGCGGCCUCCGCUGUUACCCCGAGCCAGACUCAGAGCUGCCCCUCGAUAAGCUAGUGCGCGGCCUCGGUCGCUGCGCACACAAAGCGGAAGCGGAGCCCAGCAUCGGUAGCGCUGAACUGAGCGGUGAAGUGCUGGCCCCAGAAUCAGAACAAACUGAAGUUCCUCCAAUCAGAAGGCCCACGAAAGACAGCCAGUGGAUGGGCCCUAAAGAGAGCGCUGUCAUCCAUCACCGGCAGCAAAUGAAGACCAAGAUGAAGUAUAUAGCAGAGGACCCCAAGGUGCCACGAACAAAGCUGAGUCGGUGUCAGCAGGAGCUGGAGCAAGUACUUGAGAAGAUAUCCAAAAUGCCCUUCCGAGACAAUCAUGGCCCUUUGGAGGACCUCUACUCUGUGCACAUACCCAACUGUGACAAGAGGGGCCAGUACAACUUGAAACAGUGUAAGAUGUCAGUGAAUGGGCACCGGGGUGAGUGCUGGUGUGUGACCCCUCACACAGGCAGACACAUCCAGUCUUCCCCAGUGGUGAGAGAGUUCCAGAAUCCUUGCUGUGCAAAAAGUGUUCUCCAGCACAUCCCAAAGAUUCUCAAUGGGGUUAAGGUCUGGACUUUGUGGUGGCCAAUCCAUGUGUGAGUAUGAUGUCUCAUGCUCCCCGAACCAC